This is a messenger RNA of Diaporthe citri, 1470 nucleotides long. RefSeq lists its product as uncharacterized. Gene Ontology annotation, cellular component: membrane. The record is from RefSeq and is a predicted model, not a curated record. Bases 1 to 1470 code for a protein of 489 amino acids. Gene Ontology annotation, molecular function: acetylglucosaminyltransferase activity. The transcript has 2 exons. NCBI's taxonomy places the organism in Eukaryota, Fungi, Ascomycota, Sordariomycetes, Diaporthales, Diaporthaceae.
AUGGCAACCGCAGCUCCUCUCCUUAUGCGUCUCCGGCCCAUGGCCCGCUGCGCCAUACUCUCCGCUCUUGUGCUUGUCUCCAUCGGCCUUGUCUAUGAGCUUGACGCGUUGCCGGGCCGUGAUGUCUUCGCCACCUCAAGAUUCUACACCACUAAUCGACGGCCUAUACGUACAGAAGGAGGAGCAGAAAACCCAUCUGAUUCCUGCGCUGUCGAGCUCAAUCAUCUCAAGUCUCUGCACCUCACCGACACAAUCAGGCACUCUCGCCGUUGUGUCAGACCCCUAUCCUCUGUGGAUGUAGAUCGAGAUAUCGUUACCAAUAUUAGCUCCCACCUGCUCACAAAGAAAGGGACGUUGGAUCUGAGCGACGCGUGCACUAUCGACGUCGGUGCCUUGCCUUGUGACCCUCUCGAGCUUCCCGUCCCGCCCGCAUAUCCAACGAAUCAUGGACAAUUCACUCAUCUCACCUUCGGAGUGGCUACUACGUUCGCUCGCCUCCUGGAAUCAAAGUCUACGUUCGCUCACUGGCUGUCAGAUUCCGGUUCCACACUCGUCGGCCUCCUAACUGACGACUCUGAGGAGCUUGGGGAAAUGGACCCCACAGCUCUUGAGGAGGAGUACGGGGCUGAGGGCAUGAACCUUAUCCUCGUCCCAAAGCAUCGCUCAGAGCAUACCACUGAACAAUCACAUGUCAUGAUCAUCCGAGACAUGCUUAAACACGCCCGAGCGACGGGGAAAGAGACACACUGGCUCGGCAUCAUCGACGACGACACCUUCUUCCCCUCGCUGCAUGCCCUCGCGAGCGCCUUUGCCCAGUACGACCACACAAAGCCACAGUACCUGGGGCAGCUCACAGAGUCUGCACACAUCGUCCCUAUCGGAAUCUUGGGUGGCUUCGGUGGCGCUGGCAUCUUCCUGUCGUGGCCGCUGGCGCAGCAACUCGAACCACAUCUCGAAAGCUGCCUUGAGGACUUCGCCAAGCUCAAGAUGGUGGAGGGGUUGUAUCAGAUGGACAUUAUGGGGGAUACGGCGGGCUUCUAUGAGUCUAGCAGGCGGGUUCUGUCUCUACACCACUGGAAGAGCUGGCACUGGUCUCCUGUUGACAAGAUGGCUGCCAUAACGAAAAUCUGUGGUGGCUGUUUUCUGCAGAGGUUCGCCUUUCUGGGUAAUGGCAACGAGGCGUUUACGAUCUUGAACAACGGAUACUCGAUCAACAUCUACAGGGCCGAUCUGGAGGAGAUACCUGACCUGAGCUUGACGGAGCAAACGUGGGACGGAGGAGAAGAUGGUGCCUACCAGUGGAGCUUGGGACCGCUGAGACAAAAGGUCGACAAGGGAAAGAAGAAGUCGUACUGGCUGGAGGCAGUUGUUGCUGGUGAGAAUGGAACCCUGACGCAGGUUUACGUCCACCGAGGUAGUAGGAAGCCGGGGGAGUAUGACGAGGUGAUUGAACUAGUUUGGCAGCCUUGA